Helicoverpa zea (corn earworm) is the source of this 3720-nucleotide messenger RNA. Its product is annotated as monocarboxylate transporter 1-like. Gene Ontology annotation, molecular function: monocarboxylic acid transmembrane transporter activity. The coding region runs from base 2300 to 3433 and encodes 377 amino acids. Gene Ontology annotation, biological process: monocarboxylic acid transport; transmembrane transport. The transcript has 8 exons. The record is from RefSeq and is a predicted model, not a curated record. Lineage: Eukaryota; Metazoa; Arthropoda; Insecta; Lepidoptera; Noctuidae.
UAUUUAAAUACUGAUAUUAUUGUUGUGUCUACUCUACAUUGCCAGCUGUUUUGAACUCCCGCGGAAAUUGUGUGAAGGUCAUCCAUGGAUAGGUGACUCAGUAUUUUAUAUAAAGAACGUUAGAGUUUUCUUUGUUUAUAAAUAAGUUGUUUGUAUGUGUGUUAUUUUGGGUUAUUGAUCUUUCGGAGUCGAGUUAGUAUUCGGGUUUUGGGGCCUCACUUUGCAUGAAAGACAAAUUAUUCCAGUAUUCUCAUUCAUUGUUUCCUCGAGUCCAGCUGUAGGUAUAAUAACAAACUACACUUCCUAAUGUUCAUAUACCAAGAGUUCUUUUUUUCUUCAUCCAACAAAUAGGGACACUUGAAGGAUCUAUCUUAAUCUAGAAAUAUAGAUUCUGUACCCAUUUAUGACUACUUAAAACUAUCAUCAUCUAUAGCCGUAGGUACCAACUCAGGACUAUACCAUUUAGGUGGUCUUUGUCAGUCAAGUCUUUGUGCUCCCUCUCAUAAAACUAUCUUGUGAACAAACAAUGUUCGAGAUGUCAGUGAUGUCAUCAAUUUCCUUAGAGCCCACUUGUCCAAUUUAUUGAUGAUUGCAUAAUAGCCCGUAAUCCCGAAACCACUGUGGUUUGUAUGAGGUCACGACUUGUAGUAAGAACUAGACAACAUUAGUUUUAUUACAUUUCAUAGAAAUAAUUUAGCAGAAAGACUCAAAAAUACUACUAAUUCUCGCGGGUUCAACUUCCAAACAACCAAAUAUGUUAGUACAAAAGCAUCCUAUUACUUUUUGUGGAAUUCAAGCUAUCUCUACACACAAAAUUCGCGAGAUUUUGAUACAUAAUUUACCCUAAAAUCGGUGUUGGCACAAAAUUGCUUGUUUUUGUUGGAAUUCCUUCUAUUGUUUGUUAUCCUAAGCCAAUAGUGUAAUAUUCCCUUAGAAUUGAAUGGUAGCUAGGUACAUACAUACAUCUUCAUGCGUGUCGGGUUACUACAAUAUCUUAAGUAUCUAUGUAGUAUGUAAUUACAUUCCAGAUAAAAGGGCGAACAUAAACUACAGUUGUAAGUAUUAAUUUGUAGCACAAUAAUUUGUUAUUGUUGUGGAAUAUGCAAUAACAAUUGCAACAAUAGUACGCAAGCAGACAUGUACUGUUUUUCAACCUAAGAGUGUAUGGUACCCAAAAGUAUUUACUGUUGGUUAACCAACUCUAAGAUGUAACAGCAAUUUUAGAAAUAAUGAGCCUAAAAUAAAGUAAACGUAGCUUGAAGCCAGUUGCGGACAACCUUAAAACAAACAUGACCUUACUACAAAAACUUAAACGUCUGUUUUACACUUGUCUAAAAAAAUUUUGGUUGCAAAAUGAACCGUAUGUCAACGUCAUAAUUUGUCAUUUUUUUAGACAAGUCUUAAACUGACGUUUAAAAGUUUUUGUGGUAACACAGUUUCUCUUUUUUUGACUCUAUCAAGGCUAAAGAUAUUAGGCCUACUCACGUGUGAAUUUGCUUUUCCUACCUCUCCGAUGAUAGUAGUUCUUAUCAGUCCUGUGCAUAUAUUUAUACAAUAAACUUUCCUGUGUCUGGAAUAAUAUUUACCAACGCAAAACUACUGAUUAUUAUUUACUUCUGUUGAUACCAAACUGCUAACAACCUUGUCAGAGUAAAUUCUGUAAACAUUAACAGUCAGUUUUAACAACAGCACACCGUGUUUGUGGGAACGACACGACAAUUCGAUUUUUUUAAUCUAGCUUUUUGACACGAAGGUACCUAUGUCUUAUUAACACAAAAUCUGAAAUUAAUAUCAACCUAAUUGAUACAAUAUGACGAGGACUCAAUUUGUUUUUACAACUGGCCUCUUUACCCGAAAAGUCCGUAAAAAAACAAAAUGGCGUCAUUCGCUCAUAAUCUGAAAAUCAAUUAAAGUACUAAUCUUUCCACGCAAUUUACCGGACUCGCUGAGAGAAAUGGGUCACAAAUUCACAAUGACUGAAAGCUGCAGACUGGAAAAUCACAACUCAUAACUGAAAUGGGAUCGUUUUAUUUGUUCUUAAUUACACCUUCUGAUUUGAACUGUGGGAUAAUUGAGGGGAUUAAAAAUAACAUGGCGCUAUGGGGCCCUAAUCAUGGGAACAUUGGACGCCGCUUUUCAACUGUUCCUGAUUCAAAUGUAGAAGUCCUAAUUCACUAGUAGCUCGAAGAUAGCCGGUAUCGGACACGUGAAUUCAUUUGGACUGAUCUACAAUGAUUUUAUUAUUGACACACACUCCACUGCCAAAUCUUUGACUUCAGCACAUGGCGUUUUUGCUAUCAUGUUAGCUAUCGGAGGUAUAAUGCUCAACAGUAUAACAAAAAGAUUUUCUCUAAGAUUCGGAGGGCUUAUUGGAGCGGUCCUCUUAUCGACAGGAUCUAUUAGUACGAUAUUCAUUACCAACACCAACCAACUCCCAAUCACUUUUGGAAUACUGCAAGGCAUUGGUUUCGGUAUGAUGGUACCUGUGUGUUACUCCACAUUGAAUCACUACUUCGUAAGAAAGAGAACGACAGUGAUGAGCAUUUGUAAGGCAGUCCAAGGAGUGAUUCUAAUGUGGUACCCUCAACUGCUGAAGAAGAUAAUGACCAUUUAUGGGUUUAGAGGGACUCUGUUAAUGUUAGCUGGAAUGUCCCUACACACAUUCCCAGGAAUGCUAGUGAUGAAAACUGAUGCAUCUCCUAUAAGACAAAUAAGAACAGCAACUGAUCUAGAAAAUGGAGGGCAUCGUGAAAAUGAGGAUUUAUUGAAUUCUAAUGUUGAGAAUAAUAAUAAAACAGACCAGAAAGCAAAGAAGAGGCUCGUUGAAAAAAUGAGACAGAAGUUAAUGGAAAUAUUCAACUUCAGGAUUUUGAAAGAUGCUGUUUAUUGCAACAUUUGUUUGGGACAAAGUUUCGUCAAUUUCUCCGAUCUCACCUUCUUUGUCUUACAGCCGAUGCUUCUGUUUCAAUAUGGCUAUGAUAGGACACAAGUCGCCAUGUGCAUAUCCAUCUGCGCAGCCGCAGACGUCGGCGGCAGAUUCGCUCUCGCCAUCAUCAGCAGUAUAUUCCACAUCAACACACGACUCCUUUUCUACCUAGCAACACUCCUCACCUUCCUUAUCAGAUUAGUUAUGCUUCAAAUAACCAGCGUGGUUUGGAUGGCAACCGUCACUGGCGUACUAGGUAUUCUUCGGGCGUGGCUGCACGUGGCCAGUCCACUGCUUAUCGCUAACCAUGUGCCUCAUGAAGACUUUCCUGGAGCCUACGCACUGUCCAUGUUAGCUGCUGGCACAGUUAAUCUUACGUUUUCGCCGCUUAUUGGUUUAUUGAAAGACGUAUACCAAGAUUAUGUGCCAGCAUUUUAUGCUCUAACACUCUGCUGCAUUCCGUGCCUUCUCUUCUGGCCGAUAGAAUAUCUUAUUAAGAUAAAGUGACCGGUUUUAUAUGGCGUACAGUGUAAUUUAAGUGAAACCUGAAAUAUGUUUGUACCCUCCUGCAUAUUCUUGUUAAGACUGAGUCAAAUAAAUGCCCUAUAAUCGAGUCAUCCAGCUUUUUAUCCUCGUCUUUUAUAUUGUUAAUUGACAAGGAUGAAAGCAUGAUUGACUAAAACAAGUAUAAAAACAUAGGAGUAUUUCUGCUUGAUUGUAUAAUAAAAUGCUUAGUUUAUUUUAAUUUAUACAUACUUAAUGGGACUUUGUUCAAUAAUAAAUACGUAAGUGUA